AUGACGCUGCUCGACAACCACCUCGAGCAGAUCUCGCUCUGCUCCGCGUCCAUCGCCGAGCUGCACUUUGCCCCGCCCAAGAUAUUCACCAAUGCCCUGCUGCAGAACCACGACAUCACCACCCUGAUCCGCGACACCGAGGCUCACGAGCGCGCCCUCUUCUCGGUCCCGCCGCCGCCCGCCGCCCCCACGCACGCUGAGCCCCCCACCUCCACCAACCGGCGCAACACCAUCUUCAAUCCCAGCGGCGGUCCUGGCGCCACCACGUCAGGCGGCGGCGCCAAUGCAGUUCGCGCUCCCAGACGUAACACCGCUGUCGCCGCUGUCCUUGGCAAUGAGCUGGUAGAGAGGAUCAGAAGAGGUGGGGGCGGUGGUGCCGGCUCAGGUCUCGGCUACCGCAAGUACGAUGCUACCAACAAGAACGACGUCGACGUCGACUCGCUGCUCGAGGGAGCCGAGAAGCUGCUAGGCGUGUACCGGGUCCCAGGCGCACACGAGAAGAUCGCUGCUAUGCGCCAACGACACGCCCGGCUCGAGUCUUCGCUGGAAUACUACGAGAGCCGUCUUGCCGAACAGACUGCACGGCUCGGCCGCCUGAAAAAAUCACGGGGAGACUACGCCGACGAAGACGCAGAGCUCGACGACGAACCACAAGAAGACGUGGUCCUGACGGCCGAGGAUCUACGCCGCGAAGAGGAGGAAGUGAAACAACUCGAGUCGAAGAAGAGGGGGCUUGAAGACAGAGUGCACUCUAUGGGCAGAGACAUUUCAGGGCUGCGGUGA
This is a messenger RNA of Ascochyta rabiei, 783 nucleotides long. RefSeq lists its product as uncharacterized. Gene Ontology annotation, biological process: attachment of spindle microtubules to kinetochore. The record is from RefSeq and is a predicted model, not a curated record. Gene Ontology annotation, cellular component: DASH complex; spindle microtubule. The transcript has 3 exons. The coding region runs from base 1 to 783 and encodes 260 amino acids. Lineage: Eukaryota; Fungi; Ascomycota; Dothideomycetes; Pleosporales; Didymellaceae.